Messenger RNA from Somion occarium, 1371 nucleotides. Lineage: Eukaryota; Fungi; Basidiomycota; Agaricomycetes; Polyporales; Cerrenaceae. The record is from the annotation of a GenBank genome assembly.
AUUGCAGGUUUGUCACAAACCUCCAGCCUCGCUCGAGAUCUCUUCUCUUCGAGUCGGUAUUCCUAGUCUCUAUCACCAAUUUGAUCGGACAUACUAACUUUUGAUAUUCAUAUAGACUUACAGCUAUAGCUCAUCUCCAGAAACCCGCAGACAAGUUGGCACCUCAUGUCGAAUUUUAUUAUGUCGAAUUUCUCGAAACAACAAUCUAGUAUUUGCCCCACGUACGUCUUAUCAUGCUCGCUGUAUGCGCCUAAGCUUGAACUGACUUUCUCUAUUUUGUAGCAACGGUCGUCAAACCGUUGGAGAUGGGGCUUUCUCUUCCGACAUGACUCCUAGCGUGCUUGCGGUCUGCCAUAUGCAAGGCACUGACUCCAUGUACUAUUACUCUACUACGUUCUCUGGCGGACCUGGGUGGCGUUUUUGACGUCCCUUUCACGAAAUGCCCUCCUGACCGAGGGUCGUCAGACUGGGUGACAGACAGUCUGACGCCAUCCUUCUCGCCUUCUUCUCCUUCAUCCGACCGCUCAUCCACGCUAUCAUUCGGACCAGAAAAGUUCUCAGACUCUAUCGUAUAUCCACCCACGCCACCUCCCGAGAAAAGCACGUUCGAUGCAGAGUUCCCCUUCCCAAUGGCUGCAGCUCCGAGGGAUAUACCUCGUGCUCCACUCGUUAGCGAACUUCCUACUCCACCGCUCACGCCGGAUGAUGGCGUCGAUGGAGGAGGAAGUGUGUCUGCUAUUAGUGCGAAGCAGUCGAACGCUGCUUUGGACCUUUUGAGCACGCUUUUCCCUCGUAAUGCCCUCAAAGCUCUGCCUUAUGCGAAGAGUGUUACUAUCUCUUCCCCUAAUCUUGGGGAAGCUGUCUUCGAUGGGGUUGUCCUCGAGCUACCCGAUAAGCCCAAGACGUUGUACGUAGACGGGAAAAACGCUGCUCACGUCAGUUUGCGAGAAAGCAUUGUUGCUCUUCUUGAUUUGGCUGACGAACAACUUGGUUGUUCUGCCCUCGUUAUCGCCUUGGACAAGUCAUCUCCUCUGCUCGCCGAGCUCUUGCAUGCCUUGAUGUACGUCGGAGGCACUGUCGUAACCAAUCCGCCUUUCCAAACCGAUCCUGCUUAUGUCCUCGUCGGCAUGGACAUUUAAGGGAAACCCUGAUUAGGUUGAAUUUUCUCAGUUUGUGGUGCAGAGGAUGGUAUUUAGGGGUGUGCAUAAGAGUUUGUGACACUUGUGUUUUCCGAUAAUUUUUCCUUAGCGUUAUGUUUCUCUAACAUCUAUCGCUCUCUGCCCUGAGAUGAGUGCAGGUCUUCUUGAUCUUUGAUAUCUGUUCAUAGUACUACAUUCAAUAUACGUUUUCUCUAUGAUUGUCCUCCCGCUC